This is a messenger RNA of Cavia porcellus (domestic guinea pig), 1942 nucleotides long. RefSeq names its product four and a half LIM domains 3 (gene Fhl3). The coding region runs from base 341 to 1192 and encodes 283 amino acids. Gene Ontology annotation, molecular function: actin binding; transcription coregulator activity. The record is from RefSeq and is a predicted model, not a curated record. Gene Ontology annotation, cellular component: stress fiber; nucleus; Z disc. NCBI's taxonomy places the organism in Eukaryota, Metazoa, Chordata, Mammalia, Rodentia, Caviidae. Gene Ontology annotation, biological process: actin cytoskeleton organization. The transcript has 7 exons.
UUCAACACUCAGAAUUAGGAAGUAAAGCCUUUUGAAGGUCAAGGCCCUAUGUGUGUGGGGAAAGCAGGAUCCUCUCUUCACCCCAAAUUCCCAGAAAACGCCUUGGUCCCCACUGACAGGAUCAAGACAGCAGAGCCAACCACUCCCUCUGUGCUGCUGGACUAAGAAGGCCUCCUUUACUAACUCAGGAUAUGAACUGAGUGUUCUUCCAUUGCAUGGAAGAGAAGCUUUGACCUUACAAGCCCUAGAAGUCAGGCCUUCCAAGGUUGGCAUGUCUGCUGGUGCCUGAAGUCUGAACUUAAGUCAGAGCUACACUGUUGGGCUCAUUUUCAUCGCUACCAUGGGUGAGCCAUUUGACUGUGCAAAAUGCAGUGAGUCCCUGUACGGCCGCAAGUAUAUCCAGACAGACAGUGGCCCCUACUGUGUGCCGUGCUAUGACAACACCUUCGCUAACACCUGUGCUGAGUGCCAGCAGCUUAUUGGGCAUGACUCAAGGGAGCUCUUCUAUGAGGAUCGCCACUUCCAUGAGGGCUGCUUCCGCUGCUGCCGCUGCCAGCGCUCCCUAGCUGAUGAACCCUUCACCUGCCAGGACAAUGAGCUGCUCUGCAAUGACUGCUACUGCAGUGCCUUCUCUUCACAGUGCUCUGCCUGUGGGGAAACCGUCAUGCCUGGGUCCCGGAAGCUAGAAUAUGGAGGCCAGACAUGGCAUGAGCAGUGCUUCCUGUGCAGCGGUUGUGAGCAGCCGCUGGGCUCCCGCUCCUUUGUGCCCGACAAAGGUGCUCACUACUGCGUGCCCUGCUAUGAGAACAAGUUUGCUCCUCGCUGUGCCCGCUGCAGCAAGACGCUGACCCAGGGUGGAGUGACUUACCGUGAUCAGCCCUGGCAUCGAGAAUGCUUGGUCUGCACUGGAUGUGAGACACCCCUGGCAGGGCAACAGUUCACCUCUCGGGAUGACGAUCCCUACUGUGUGGCCUGUUUUGGAGAACUCUUUGCACCUAAGUGCAGCAGCUGCAAGCGCCCCAUCACCGGUGGGACAGGACUUGGUGGAGGCAAGUACGUGUCCUUUGAAGAUCGGCACUGGCACCACAGCUGCUUCUCCUGUGCACGCUGCUCCACCUCCCUGGUGGGCCAAGGCUUUGUGCCAGAAGGAGACCAAGUGUUGUGCCAGAGCUGCAGCCAGGCAGCACCUUGAGCUAGAGCUCCUGGCCUGGGCGUUCCCAAACCAGGACUCCAGGACUAUGGCUCCUUUUCUGAACCACCUCUAUAACCCAGCCCCUCCCCAGAAUGGGGUUUCCCCUGGGCUCCAGGAUUCAGUCUCCUUACUCCAGCAUACCCUAGCUGGUAUUCCCUCACCCAAGCUCCCAACCUGGACUUCUAAGAAGCAUCCACAAUUCAGGCAAAUUCAGGCUCCCACUCCAACUGUAAAACCCAGCCCUCAUCCCUACAGUGUGGAUUCCCGUACCAAGCUUCCUUUUCCAAUCAGGAUCUAGACCACAGCCCUCCAAAUGCUGAGGGACUUUGGUCCCCUUAAAUCUAGGCUUCUCUGAGGGGCUGGGGAUUUAGCUCAGCGGCAUAAACGCCUGCCUUGCAAGCAGGCAGUCGGGAGUUCGAUCCCCAGUACCGAUAAAAAGGAAAAAGACAAAAAAAAAAAAAAAAUCUAGGCUUCUCUGCAUAGAUUAUUUUAGGUCUCCUGUGGGUACAGGAGAAGUCCUCUCAGUACUCGGGCUUGGCCCCACCCAUACCCCCAGGGCUGGGGUUGUUCCUGCGGUAAAUCAGGGGUCUCACUGGUUAAAGGGUCUUAAGGUACAGGAUACUGCCCAGUCCGUGUCCAUCAAGCAUCUUUUAUUGUAUUUCAGCUCCAUUUUGCUCAGACAUGGGCAGAGCAGGGGGAUUGGCUCAACCCCCUUCCAGAUUCUGCAAUAAAGCAGUAUGAGGAAGCAAA